ACAACAUCAACAUCGCCAUCGUAUGGAAAUAGUCAUCGAGAAUCCUUCGGAAAGUCAAUCGGUGACAACUAAUGCUGCAACUGGCCACGUGACUGUGGCUGCAGCUGCAGCAGCUGCGGCAGCGGUGUCGGCAAUGUCCGAGACAGGAACAAUAGCAACAACGACGACGACAGCAACGUCAACAGUAACAACACCAACUGUAACAUCUUUAGAUGCAACGAUAACAACGACGACAACGACAACUACGACGGGAACGAAUGCAGUACACGUUUAUCAUCGUUCGUCACGUUGCAACCCAAUAAUUUACGGUAACCAAUCAUCAGUGAACAUACCCGAACAAGAAUAUUAUCUAACCCAGAGAAGUCCUCGUCCUAUGAGUUGUACAAUCGAAGAUUUCAACGAUGGAAAUACUAUGAGACGAGUUGACAGAUCAGGAUUGUUAGAAAUAUCUAGUAUAGAUCAUCCAUCAUCGUCAUCAUCAUCAUCAUCAUCAUCAUCCUCGUCUCGUUUUCGACAUUGCAGACCAAUAGGUGCCGAGAGUAGUAUAGCUGGUCAUGCUGGUACACUACCACGUCGUAUCGAUCGUUCUGGUUUAUUAGAAGCUCUACCGGAAUUACCAGAAAAUAAUCGUCGUAGUUCCGAUGAACUUUUACGAACACCUUACAACGUACAAGAAAUGACCAUGAUCAAACCACCUGACGUAGUUGCACUCGUACGUUCACCAACGAUCAAUUACGAUUCUUCAACGAGAUUCUCAAACCCUUCACCGUCCCUUUUACGUCCAACUAAAAGUCCUAGUCCAGGUACAACGAGCAUCACCACAACUACCAACUCUACCACCACCACCUCGAGAAUGUCACCAACUGCUAACAUAACGCGUCGUGCUGAUGGGGAUUCUGGUUUACCAAAUGAAAGAUCAAUACGAUUUUCUUCGUCUAAUGAAACGUUCAUUCCUAUCGAAUCGUCACUUGGCCUAUCAUCCAGAGACAGAUACCCACCCUACAAGGAUUCACCUAACUUUUCUUCCAAUUUGAGAAACGAAACUGACAACGAGAUCGUUCAAAUGGAUUCUCCAUGUGAUAAGGAGAUCAAUAACGAUGAUAGGAAAACAACUAAUACAGAAUUGUUAAAAAAUGAUAUUAAGGUUAAUGACGAUGACAAAAAUGACAACGACGAUGAUAACGACGACGUAGUACCAAGAGGUGAAAGGGCCGAAGCUGAGGGUUGCGAAAAUACGACCAAUGAGAAUCUAGAAGAAGGUAGUAGGGUCCCAUACAACAAUACUACCAACAAUAAACUUUAUCACAAUGACAACGUUCAAACGUUAACGGUGAUCAUUUUGUCGGAACAAUUGUGAGGCCGAUCCUCCUCGUCGUCCCCUUGAACGAAAAUCCGUCCUAUUUAAAU
Polistes dominula (European paper wasp) is the source of this 1407-nucleotide messenger RNA. RefSeq lists its product as uncharacterized. Lineage: Eukaryota; Metazoa; Arthropoda; Insecta; Hymenoptera; Vespidae. The record is from RefSeq and is a predicted model, not a curated record.